UUUUUUUGGUGUGUGUGUGUGUGUGUGUGUGUGUGUGUGUGUGUUUUGUUUUUUGGUUUUCGUCCUGUUUGGGUUUUUUUUUUUUUUUUGGAAGUCUCCUCUCCCUCGGACCUGCGCCGCCGAGCCGAGCCGAGCCGAGCCGAGCCGAGCCCCCGGAGGAAGAGGAAGGCAGCCCUGGAGUGCUUUCUUCACAGCGAUUUCAACACACGCGUGAGAGAUGGAACCUGAAGAAGAGAGGAUCCGCUACAGCCAGAGAUUGCGCGGCACCAUGCGGAGGCGCUACGAGGACGACGGCAUCUCAGAUGACGAGAUUGAGGGCAAGAGGACUUUUGACCUGGAGGAGAAGCUCCACACCGACAAAUACGGCGCGGAUUUCGUCACCUUCAUGGAGGGGAAAGAUUUUAAUGUGGAGUAUAUCCAGCGGGGUGGCUUAAGAGACCCUCUGAUUUUCAAGAAUUCCGAUGGGCUUGGAAUAAAGAUGCCAGAUGCAGACUUCACUGUGAACGAUGUCAAAAUGUGUGUGGGGAGCCGUCGCAUGGUGGAUGUCAUGGAUGUGAACACACAGAAAGGCAUUGAAAUGACCAUGGCUCAGUGGACACGGUACUACGAGACCCCAGAGGAGGAGCGAGAAAAGCUCUAUAAUGUCAUCAGCCUGGAGUUCAGCCACACCCGGCUGGAGAACAUGGUGCAGAGGCCCUCCACGGUGGAUCUCAUCGAUUGGGUGGACAACAUGUGGCCGAGGCAUUUGAAGGAGAGUCAGACCGAGUCAACCAACGCCAUCUUGGAGAUGCAGUACCCCAAAGUGCAGAAGUACUGUCUGAUGAGUGUUCGAGGCUGCUACACUGAUUUCCAUGUGGACUUUGGUGGAACUUCUGUGUGGUACCACAUCCAUCAAGGGGGAAAGGUCUUCUGGCUCAUCCCCCCUACAGCCCACAACCUGGAGCUGUACGAGAAUUGGCUGCUGUCAGGGAAACAGGGAGACAUCUUUCUGGGUGACCGGGUGUCAGAUUGCCAGCGCAUUGAGCUCAAGCAAGGCUAUACCUUCGUCAUCCCCUCAGGCUGGAUCCACGCUGUGUACACUCCUAUGGACACGCUGGUGUUUGGAGGCAACUUUCUACAUAGCUUCAAUAUCCCCAUGCAGUUAAAAAUAUACAACAUCGAAGACCGCACGCGGGUUCCCAACAAGUUCCGCUACCCCUUCUACUAUGAGAUGUGCUGGUAUGUGCUGGAGCGUUACGUGUACUGCAUCACCAGCAGGUCCCACCUGACCAAGGAGUUCCAGAGGGAGUCGCUCAGUAUGGAUUUGGAGCUAAACGGCUUGGAGUCUGGAAAUGGGGAUGAUGGAGCUGAGCGAGAGCCCCGGCGCUUGAGCGGUCGGCGAUCUGUCCUCACCAGCCCCGUAGCCAACGGCGUCAACCUGGAUUACGAUGGACUGGGCAAGGCCUGCCGAAGUCUUCCGAGCCUGAAGAAAAGCCUGUCUGGAGAUUCAUCCUCGGACUCUGGCCGGGGCUCCCACAAUGGCCAGGUGUGGGAUCCACAGUGUAGUCCCCGGAAAGACAAGCAGGUGCAUCUGACCCAUUUUGAGCUGGAAGGUCUUCGCUGCCUUGUAGACAAGCUGGAGUCUCUGCCGCUGCACAAGAAGUGUGUCCCCACAGGAAUUGAAGACGAAGAUGCCCUCAUUGCUGAUGUAAAGGUUUUGCUGGAGGAGCUUGCGCACAGCGACCCCAAACUAGCGCUCACCGGAGUCCCCAUAGUGCAGUGGCCCAAGAGGGACAAGCUUAAAUUCCCUGCCCGCCCGAAGGUGCGUGUUCCUACCAUCCCCAUCACGAAGCCUCACACCAUGAAACCCGCACCACGGCUGACCCCCGUGAGGCCAGCCGCCGCCUCCCCCAUCGUGUCCGGAGCCCGGCGGAGACGAGUGCGGUGUCGGAAGUGCAAGGCCUGCGUGCAGGGGGAGUGUGGCGUGUGCCACUACUGCAGGGACAUGAAGAAGUUUGGCGGGCCCGGGCGCAUGAAGCAGUCCUGUGUCCUCCGGCAGUGCUUAGCACCCAGACUGCCUCACUCGGUCACAUGUUCCCUCUGUGGAGAGGUAGAUCAGAACGAGGAGACACAAGACUUUGAGAAGAAGCUCAUGGAAUGCUGCGUCUGCAACGAGAUCGUCCACCCCGGCUGCCUCCAGAUGGAUGGAGAGGGGUUGCUAAACGACGAGCUGCCAAAUUGCUGGGAGUGUCCGAAGUGCUACCAGGAGGACGGCUCAGAGAAAGCCCAGAAACGGAAAAUGGAGGAGAGUGACGACGAAGCCGUGCGCGCCAAAGUCCUGCGGCCCCUGCGGAGCUGCGACGAGCCCCUCACGCCCCCGCCCCACUCCCCCACCUCCAUGCUGCAGCUCAUCCACGACCCCGUCUCCCCCCGCGGCGUGGGGACCCGCUCGUCCCCCGGGGCCGGCCCCAGCGACCACCACAGUGCCAGCCGGGACGAGCGCUUCAAGCGGCGGCAACUGCUCCGGCUGCAGGCCACGGAGCGCACCAUGGUCCGGGAGAAGGAGAACAACCCCAGUGGCAAGAAGGAGCUGUCGGAGGUGGAGAAAGCCAAGAUCCGGGGCUCGUACCUCACCGUCACGCUGCAGAGGCCCGCCAAGGAGCUCCACGGGACGUCCAUCGUGCCCAAGCUGCAGGCCAUCACGGCCUCCUCCGCCAACCUGCGCCACUCCCCCCGCGUGCUGGUGCAGCACUGCCCGGCCCGAGGCCCCCAGCGCGGGGACGAGGAGGGGCUGGGGGCCGAGGACGAGGACGCGGAGGACGAGGACGACGAGGAUGACGACAGUGCGGAGGAGGCGGACGUGGUCAGGCUGAACGGCCGGGGCGCUGGGGCUCAGGAUGGAGACGGGAGCUGGAUGCAGCGGGAGGUCUGGAUGUCUGUCUUCCGCUACCUCAGCCGCAGAGAACUCUGUGAAUGUAUGCGAGUGUGCAAGACGUGGUAUAAAUGGUGCUGCGACAAGAGGCUGUGGACAAAAAUUGACUUGAGUAGGUGUAAGGCCAUUGUGCCCCAGGCCCUCAGUGGCAUCAUCAAGAGGCAGCCCGUUAGCCUCGACCUCAGCUGGACCAACAUCUCCAAAAAACAGCUGACGUGGCUCGUCAACAGACUGCCAGGCCUGAAAGACCUCCUCCUAGCAGGCUGCUCCUGGUCUGCGGUCUCUGCCCUCAGCACCUCUAGCUGCCCCCUUCUCAGGACCCUUGACCUUCGGUGGGCAGUAGGGAUCAAGGACCCUCAAAUCCGGGACUUGUUGACUCCACCAGCUGAUAAGCCAGGUCAGGACAAUCGCAGCAAGCUCCGGAACAUGACCGACUUCCGGCUGGCCGGCCUGGAUAUCACGGACGCCACGCUCCGCCUCAUCAUCCGCCACAUGCCCCUCCUGUCCCGACUCGACCUCAGUCACUGCAGCCACCUCACAGAUCAGUCCUCCAACCUGCUCACCGCCGUCGGCUCCUCCACGCGCUACUCCCUCACAGAGCUCAACAUGGCAGGCUGCAAUAAGCUGACGGACCAGACCCUGAUCUACCUGCGGCGCAUCGCCAACGUCACCUUGAUUGACCUGCGAGGAUGCAAGCAGAUCACUCGGAAAGCCUGCGAGCACUUCAUCUCAGACUUGUCCAUUAACAGUCUCUACUGCCUGUCUGACGAGAAGCUGAUCCAGAAGAUCAGCUAAGCCGCGCCCGCCCAGACCACCGGAGGGAACCUUCAUCCUGCCUCCCCAGCCAGGAGAGCGGCUCUCCACCCUGCGCCGUGGCCAGCGUCCCACUCCCUCUCUGCUCUCCUGUCCCCCCCCCCCCCGGGCCGGCCCUGCCCGCUCACCCUGACCCUGCCGGGGGCGCCCAGCUGUGCGUGUUGGGGUGCCUGCUCGCUUCUCGCCUGCCAGGAGGCCGGGCUCCGGGCUCGGGGGGAGGAAGCCAGCGGCCAGGUUCUGGAGGCGUCCAGAGCGUGUCCUUCAUCACGUCACUCUCCCGGCUUUGGCAGGAGGGGCCGGCCGCCCGUGCAGAUCACACUGGUGCUGUUGAGGGGUGCGAAGCCCCUCGUUCGUGUCUGUGCUGCCCCCCCCAAUGCUCACGAGGCCACAGAGUGAGGUUGCCCUGCCCCAGACCCCUAGUCUCUAGGAGGCCUUUGUUGCACUUACUGGGGUGCAGGCUCUGCGGAGGCGCUGGAACUGUGCCCCAGGACACCCCGACAGAAUCUGCUUCCUAGGCAGAUUCUGAACCAGGCACCGCCUCCUCCCCUGCCUCCCACAAGCCCUUCCUCCUGCCCCACAAGGGGGCGUCUUCAGAGGGAGCAGCCUCUCCCCGGAGCAGAGAAGUGGGUUCGGUCAGACCAGCCCCCCAGCAGGCUGCAGGCUCCAGGGCCCAGGUCUGUGUUCCAGCCCAGAAGCUCACCGGUCUGGGACGUCGGGGUUCCUGCGGCUGUGGACGGGGUGUGCGUGCGUGUGCCUCUCUGUGUAUGUGGCUGAGUGUACUGGGUGUGAGUGGGGGGGGUGGGGGCCCCAGCCUCCCGCUCCUCCGCCCCAUGUCGAGCCCCAUCAGCUGCCCCCUUUCACUUCGCAUUAAACGGCCUGUCCAAAGAUCCUCUCUCUAGGGCAGCGGAGAGCUUUUUGCACUUUAAUGAAAGGACAGAAAGGUCGGGGCUCCUCUUGGGUCCGUACCGACGUGGCGAGAGCUCACGCGUGAUGGAUUUGCACUCUGCUCCCACCGGAAGGAAGGCUAGUCAUAGCACAACCUGCCCGCCUGCUCGCCCCCCCCAGCCCCUUCCCUGCCGCCCGACCGCACCAGAGCUGAAGGAGCCCCCAGCCCGAGCCCCAGGAGACACGCCACACCACGCCACGCCACGCCGGCUGCGCCCCCGCCACUUCCAAAGCAAUAGCGGCAGAGGGGUCCCCCUUUGCCACCUCGCCCGGCUCCGCCCCGGCAUGGGUCAUGGGCUGGCCUCGCAAGGGGCGAGGGGCGGCGGGUCCCGCGGGCGGUGGCAUCGCAUCUGCUUCUUCCUAUCUGCUGACUGGGCUGCACCUUCACAGCAGUCUGUGACCGUGAGUGACCCUGCGGCCCGGCCGGGGCUGGAGCUUUGAGGAAAUGCCAGUGACUUAUUCCAGAGUGCCUCAGUGUCGGGGAACUUCUCUGCAAAGAACCCUGGGUAUCGAGCAGAAACUUGAUUAAUAUAAUUGUUAAUGACCUAUAAUUGGAAGCUUCCUGCCUUUUUCGGUCGCUCCUGUGGAAAAUACUGAAAAGCUCCCUUUGUUUUGUUCCAUUGUGUUUUUAUCCAAGGGGCGGUGGUGAGACCCCUUCAGAGCAGGGAUUGUGCCGGGAGAGUGCCUCUGACUUGGGACGUGUUCAUCCACAGAAAUCUCCAAGCUAGUGGUUGGUUUGGGGGUUUUGGUUUUUAUAUUUCGUUUGCUUCUUGGUUUGGAAAACAACAAAGCAUUUUUACCGUGCACGUAACUCGGUCAGCGGAAAAGGGAAACCCAGGAUUGGCAGCAGGAGACCGAGGCACUGGCUGGGUCUUCCUUUUCUCUGGGACUUCGAGGGCUGGUCCCAGCUGAGGAGACAGGACUGUCCCUUGGGGGCAGAGGGCCAGAGAAUUCCAUCACGUCCGUCGCCUGCGCUCUGCUCCCGCUUCAGCCAGGAGAGCCUCCCUCCUCAGCCGAGCAGCCCCACAGCCGGCCUCCGUCUUUCCAAGCCCCGGGGCGAAAAACCACAAAGGAAAGGAAGAAGAUUUAUAUAUAUAUAUAUAUAUAUAUAUAAUAUAAAAUCACUUGGUGAUUAAAAAAAAUAACUCUCCAUAAAUAAAACUCCUAAAGUCACUAUGUUUAAA
Messenger RNA from Erinaceus europaeus (western European hedgehog), 5853 nucleotides. RefSeq names its product lysine demethylase 2A (gene KDM2A). The record is from RefSeq and is a predicted model, not a curated record. Gene Ontology annotation, molecular function: transcription coregulator activity; histone demethylase activity; protein binding. The coding region runs from base 218 to 3706 and encodes 1162 amino acids. Lineage: Eukaryota; Metazoa; Chordata; Mammalia; Eulipotyphla; Erinaceidae. The transcript is spliced from 21 exons. Gene Ontology annotation, biological process: protein demethylation; regulation of transcription by RNA polymerase II.